AUGAAGUUGGAAUCAGUGCUGCUGGCUUUUAUUUGUUUCUCUAACUGGACCUUUCAGCAUGUCAUCGCUGACCCUAUGAGCUCAGAGGAACACUCUAAUGUUGAGGAUGCUCAUCUAAAAACUCAAGAUGUUCUGGACAUGAACACCCGAUCACGCAGGGAUGCACCAGACAUGCAGAUGGAAACAAACUGGAAUGUACCUGUUGUAACUAAGGACACCUAUGAGGAUGCUGACUGGCAUCCUUCGACAUCAGUCUUGGAAGCACACUUUGACCAAACCCCUGACAGCCCUGAGGUGACACACAACAACAACAUUGGCACCGAUAACCAUGGCCCCAGCCAAACUUUAAACCAAACCAUUGGCGCUUCAGCAACGCAGUGUGGAGAGUACAGCAGCCAGCUGACCCCCAACGGUCGGUGCCGACUGAUGGCAAAGCUGCCUCCCGUGGGAACAACAGAGAAACGUUGCCCUGACAUGUUCCGUUGCACAGACGACAUCUCUUUUUGGCUUCAUGAGAAUCAGAACAGAAAGGAGCAGCUGAAGGAGCUGAGGGAGACGGUGUCGGAGCUGCAGGAGGAGCUGAGGAACCACCGGCAUCGAGUCAAGGCCCUGGAGCUGCAGGUUGAAGACAAUGUUAGAAUAAACUCGACUCUCAAAGAGCGCUUGCAGUUUUUGGAGCUGCGCUACAUCGAGACGGACACUCUGCUUCAGGUGCACGGAGCUCUGCUGUACGAACUGCAGGCACAGCUCCGCAACCUGUCGGCCUCCGUGCAGCACAUGACCCAAAACACGGGCUGCACCAUCAACGUCAUCAGAGCUCCGCCGCCUCUCAGCAUGAGAGACGCACUGCCACCAGGUGGACACCAUGCGUCCUACUGUCCAUCAGACUGUGCGUCCCUGUAUCACAGCGGCGUCCGUCGUUCUGGUGUUUACACCAUCGUCAUGUCACCUACCAUCACCUUCCCCGUGUACUGCGACAUGGAGACAGACGGUGGGGGCUGGACGAUAUUUCAGCGGCGGCGUGACGGUUCGGUGAGCUUUAAUCAAGGUUGGUCUGAAUAUCGAAAUGGCUUUGGCGAGCCUGACGGAGAACACUGGUUGGGCAACCAGCACCUGUACCUGCUGUCCAGUCAGGACCACUACAGCCUCCGAAUCGACAUGCAGGACUGGAGCCACGCCCACAAACACGCCCUGUACAGGUCCUUCAGGAUAGAUGGCGAGGAGAACCAGUAUCGCCUCCAUGUGUCUGGUUUCAGGGGGUCACUGGAGGAUUCGUUCGGUUGGUAUCACGACCAGCACGGUUUCAGCACGCCAGACACGGGAAACAUCUGUGCUGAGAUCAGCCACUCCGGCUGGUGGUUCCACCAGUGCUUCUACACCAACCUUAAUGGAGUUUACUACAAGGGCGGCCGUUAUUCUCUGAAGGCAAACAACUUGUUGGGGCCGGACGGCAUCGUUUGGUUCUCAUGGAAAGACUCUGACUUUUACUCUCUGAAGACCGUCACCAUGAUGAUUCGACCACGCAGCUUCCGACCACCUUCAUCGUUACGUCUGUCGCCAUAG
Nematolebias whitei (Rio pearlfish) is the source of this 1563-nucleotide messenger RNA. Its product is annotated as angiopoietin-related protein 7-like. The record is from RefSeq and is a predicted model, not a curated record. NCBI's taxonomy places the organism in Eukaryota, Metazoa, Chordata, Actinopteri, Cyprinodontiformes, Rivulidae. Bases 1 to 1563 code for a protein of 520 amino acids. The transcript has 6 exons.